This is a messenger RNA of Magnolia sinica, 3893 nucleotides long. RefSeq names its product phosphoglucan, water dikinase, chloroplastic. Gene Ontology annotation, biological process: phosphorylation. The transcript has 19 exons. The coding region runs from base 92 to 3706 and encodes 1204 amino acids. Lineage: Eukaryota; Viridiplantae; Streptophyta; Magnoliopsida; Magnoliales; Magnoliaceae. Gene Ontology annotation, molecular function: starch binding; kinase activity; ATP binding. The record is from RefSeq and is a predicted model, not a curated record.
UCGAGUCUCCACAGCCUUUCUUCUUCACUUAUAAUAAGCUUGAAGAUCUUCUUCUGCGGACAUUGGCCUCUUUCCAUUUCUCUCUUCUUCCAUGGCUUGUCUUCCUCUCUUCAACUGCUCUUCCUGCAAAGACGAUCACCAUCUCCACACCCAAUUCCUCGACCAAUCGAGGAAGAACCUUCCUCCACAUCUCUCCCGAAGAAAAUCUCACCAUAGCCGCAGAAUCUCCCUUCCCGUCGAUGAUUUCCGGCUGUCGGGAAUCUCACCAGCAACUUCUAGCCGUCGGAUUCUUUGCACCAGCGGUGGUGGCCUUUCCUCCAUUGAAAGAGAGGCGGAUAAGAUGGCGCCUAGAAAACAUGCAGGUGGAAAGGAACAGCUCCGCAUCAGGUUGAACCACCAAGUCAAAUUCGGCGAGCAUGUUGCGAUCUUAGGAUCGGUGAAGGAGUUGGGGUCGUGGAAGAAGAAAGUGCCGAUGACAUGGACAGAGGCUGGAUGGGUAUUGGACCUGGAGCUGAAAGGGGCCAAUGAUGUCGAGUACAAGUUUGUGAUUGUAACAAAGGAGAAGAAGAUGCAAUGGGAAGAAGGCAAUAACCGUGUCUUGAAGCUGCCCAAGGGAGGGAGCUUUGAGAUGGUUUGUCACUGGAACAAGACUCAAGAGUCUGCGAAUCUACUGCAAUUGGACUCCACAGAGUAUGGGAGUGAGAAUGAAGCUGAUACAAGAAAUGGGUCUGCAAUUGUUUCCCCCAUUUCAGAAGGGGAACCAAGCCCCUUUGUUCAGGAAUGGCAGGGGAGGGCUGCGUCGUUUAUGCGAUCCAGUGAACAUGGAAAUAGAGAAGCAGAUAGGAGAUGGAACACUGAAGGUCUUGAAGGGUUGUCUCUUAAGUUAGUCGAAGGCGAUCGUAGUGCUAGGAAUUGGCGGCGUAAGCUAGAAGUGGUAAGUGAGAUGUUGGUAGGAGAUCUGGAAAAGGGGGAUCGCUUGGAGGCUCUCAUAUAUUCUGCUAUAUACUUGAAGUGGAUUAACACAGGACAGAUUCCAUGUUUUGAAGAUGGAGGACACCACAGGCCAAAUAGACAUGCGGAGAUUUCCAGGCUCAUAUUUCGUGAACUGGAAAGAAUUUCCUAUGAGAAAGACGCAACACCCCAGGAUGUACUUGUCAUCCGCAAGAUUCAUCCAUGUUUGCCAUCAUUUAAGUCGGAAUUCACUGCAUCUGUUCCCUUAACUCGAAUAAGAGAUAUUGCUCACCGGGGUGACAUCCCUCAUGAUCUCAAGCAAGAGAUCAAACAUACAAUUCAAAACAAGCUUCAUCGUAAUGCGGGCCCAGAAGAUUUGAUUGCUACAGAGGCCAUGCUUGCCAGAAUUACCAAGAAUCCUGGGGAAUAUAGUGAAGCAUUUGUGGAACAAUUCAAGAUAUUUCACCAUGAACUUAAAGAUUUCUUUAAUGCUGGAAGCCUUGCCGAGCAACUCGAGUCAAUCCGGGAAUCUUUGGACAACCAGAGCCUACCUGCACUUACUGAAUUUUUGGAGUGUAAGAAGAAUUUGGACAAGUUGGAAGAGUCAACUGAUUCCUUAAAAAAUGGUGGUAUUGAUGUAAUAAUGGAUACCAUGAGUUCCUUGACGCGUCUAAGAGCUGUGAUUGUAAAAGGUCUUGAAAGUGGUCUGAGAAAUGAUGCUCCUGAUGCUGCUAUAGCAAUGCGUCAAAAGUGGCGCCUCUGUGAAAUUGGCCUUGAGGACUACUCAUUUGUUCUAUUAAGCAGAUUCCUCAAUGCACUUGAAGCUAUGGGAGGGACAUCUUGGCUUGCACGGAAUGCAGGUUCAAAGAAUGUUGGUUCCUGGAAUAGCCCACUUGCUGCCCUUAUCAUUGGCAUUCGCCAGGUGGGACUUUCUGGUUGGAAGUCAGAGGAAUGUAAUGCUAUUGAGAGUGAGCUUCUUGCAUGGCAACAGAAAGGUCUAUCUGAAAGAGAAGGUGAUGAAGAUGGCAAGGCUAUUUGGGGAUUGAGACUCAAAGCUACUUUUGAUAGAUCCAGGAGAUUAACUGAAGAAUAUACUGAAGUACUUCUUCAGAUCUUUCCUCCUAAAGUCCAGAAACUAGGAAAAGCUCUUGGGAUUCCUGAGAACAGCGUAAGAACAUAUACUGAAGCAGAAAUUCGUGCAGGUGUUAUUUUUCAGGUCUCAAAGCUUUGCAGUCUUCUUUUAAAAGCUGUACGAAGUGUGCUGGGUUCCGAAGGAUGGGAUGUUCUUGUCCCAGGAACAGCUGUUGGAACCCUUGUACAGGUAGAGAAUAUAGUUCCUGGUUCUUUACCACCAUCUCUCAAUGGACCUGUUAUUUUGGUGGUCAACAAAGCUGAUGGCGAUGAAGAGGUAAAGGCUGCUGGGAGUAACAUUGUAGGGGUGGUGCUCUUACAGGAGCUGCCUCAUCUAUCACAUCUUGGUGUUAGGGCCCGACAAGAAGAGGUUGUCUUUGUGACUUGUGAAGAUGAUGAUAAAAUUUCUUACAUCCGUAAACUUGAUGGGAAGUUUGUGAGAUUGGAUGCAUCAUCCACAGGGGUUGAGCUAUCUGCUUCAUUGUCUGGUAAUAAAAAAGAUGAUUUGCCUGUGAAGAAUGUAUCAAGCAAUGGAACUCCAUUCGAAAUAGAAGACCAGCGAAAGGAAGCUUCUUCCUGGUCUGCGGUCAAAGCAUCCAAGUCAUAUCAGGGUCCUGCUACAGAUGGAGUUCUGGAUCUUGCAGAUGCGACUACUGACACAUCCGGUGCAAAGGCAGCUUCUUGCGGUCACCUUGCUUCUUUAGCAAUGCUAUCUGAGAAAGUUUACAGUGACCAAGGCAUCCCAGCUUCAUUUCGCGUUCCUGCAGGGGCAGUGAUACCGUUUGGAUCAAUGGAAUUAGCAUUACAGAAAAGUGGAUCCUUGGAAAACUUCUAUUCCCUCAUAGAACAGAUAGAGACUGCCAAAAUUGAAGGUGGCGAACUUGACAGAGCAUGCAGCCAACUCCAGGCUCUGGUCUCAGCUCAGCAUCCAUCUGAGAAAAUCAUUGAAAGCAUAGUGAAAAUCUUUCCCACCAAUGGCCGCCUAAUUGUUCGCUCAAGUGCCAACGUUGAGGACUUGGCUGGCAUGUCAGCUGCUGGACUGUACGAUUCGAUCCCGAAUGUGAGCCCUUCGAAUCCUGUGGUAUUUGGAGAUGCAGUGGGCCGGGUAUGGGCUUCAUUGUACACCAGGAGGGCAGUUCUAAGCCGCCGAGCUGCUGGUGUGCCACAGAAAGAUGCGACGAUGGCUGUUCUGGUCCAGGAAAUGCUGUCACCAGAACUAUCCUUUGUGCUCCACACGCUCAGCCCAACGAGCCGUGACCACACGUUGGUCGAGGCUGAAGUUGCACCUGGUCUUGGUGAAACGCUUGCUUCGGGCACAAGGGGCACACCCUGGCGACUCUCUUCUGGAAAGUUUGAUGGUAAAGUGAGCACCCUAGCAUUUGCAAACUUCAGUGAAGAGCUGUUGGUGCUCAGUUCUGGGCCUGCAGAUGGGGAAGUCAUCCGAUUAACUGUGGAUUACAGCAAAAAGCCAUUGACAGUGGACCCCAUCUUCCGUCGGCAGGUAGGCCAGCGCCUCUGCGCCAUCGGUUUCUAUCUUGAGCAAAACUUUGGGGGCCCACAGGAUGUUGAAGGGUGCAUCGUUGGCAAAGACGUAUUCAUAGUGCAAACACGACCCCAGCCAUAAUAAAAGCUUCAUGUUUGGUGUUUAUCUUUCACCCACCUUGUACACGUGUAAUCUUGUCCGAUCAAAAAUGUAACGCGCAGGAAUGCAUGAUAAUGUGUUCUCUCAACCUUCAACAGACUGGGAAAAAAAUGUGAUAUUUCAUAAUGAAAAUCCAUGAAUAAGAGAUCGGGGCAAUGCAAUGAAAACA